AUGUAUUAUCUUCGCUUACAGAAGAACCUAUUCAGAGUUUGGCACCGAGAAAAAUUCGCGUGAAGAAUUUUACUGGUGUUCGAGAAUGGAAAGUCUUGACUCCACUCGAAGAUCUUUUUAAGGUGGCAAGCUACCGGACUCUUCCGGUUUGGAAUAAAGAUUGGAAAGUACGUGUUCAGAUCGCGUCUGGAAGCCAAGGCCUAUCAAACCCUUUUAAUAUUGCGCCAACUUCUGGUACUCAUGUUGGAAUAUCUUUUGACAAUGAAACUUUUUCUCAAAGGCUAGAUUAUGAAAAGGCAGAAUUUGUAAUUAUAUGUAAAUAUCUCGACGCAUUAUUUGGCAGUAUUAUUUGUGAUAGUGGACAAUCUCUACAGAAAAUGCAUAACUUAGAUAUUACACAUUCGACGUUGCUUCCGGAUGGACAUAUAUAUCUACAUUCUUCUCUUCCACUCUAUCCUACACAAACUUCUAUAUUAGGAAAGAAUGUAUACUUUAAAGAAUACAACAGACCUUCAAUUUUAGACUUUGAUUUGAGGUUUGACGAAAAGACAAAUCAAAUUAUCACUGAAUUGAGGAUGGUAUGGAAUUGUAGAAAUCAAGAUAUAUAUAUUAUUAAAGAAAAUGAACAAGAUAAAGUGGAGUUGGGAGUGUUUGGACCACAACUUGAUUCUGAGAAAUUUAUUGGAGAAAGGAUUAUAAUAGAUGAAAAUGAUAAUAAUCCAGGUACUUCCAACGAUGAUAACCGUCUUACCUCGGGUUUUUUCAUCAAAUUUGUCUUAUUUCAAUUCGAGCAUCACACCGGUUCAAGGCUUUCAUCAGUCAUUCAAGACAUCGUAGAUACCUACCAAAUUGAUGAGCUUUUUUCUGAUAAUGUACAAGUUUUUGGAGAAACAGAUUUAGAAAAUCCUGUUGGAGUUACCUCAUUAAAAUGGGGUAGUGUGGUUUUAGCCAAAGGACAUCCUGUAGAACAGAAGGAUGAUAGAUUUGAGUUCAGUUUGCCAUUUCGUAUGCGAUAUCAACCAGUAAACUCUGAAAGUUCGCAAAGAAGUCAUGUUGUUGCUUCGGCUCCGUGGCCUUUAAUUGUAUAUGCAUGUGAUAACGGACGAGCUCCAUUAUUUGCACCAACACCACUUCCGUUAUCUCUUCUAUUUUCGUCAACUACCGAGUUUAAAUAUAUUCUCCCCCCAAAAGAAUUUCUUCAUCGGAACAUUUGGCCUAGCGAAGUUGUUAAGAUACCUGUCGGACAGUUAGACCAUUUAAAAUUUGUUGAACGGUGGUCGAUAUUUUUUGCUUUGAUGGGAUGCGCUUGG
Molecule: messenger RNA, 1310 nt
Organism: Dentiscutata heterogama
Lineage: Eukaryota; Fungi; Glomeromycota; Glomeromycetes; Diversisporales; Gigasporaceae
Source: the annotation of a GenBank genome assembly